Adineta steineri is the source of this 684-nucleotide messenger RNA. The record is from the annotation of a GenBank genome assembly. Lineage: Eukaryota; Metazoa; Rotifera; Eurotatoria; Adinetida; Adinetidae.
AUGAGUAACUCUCGUCGACCACCUAUUAAAUUUUCUGAGAGCAAAUUCGAUCGAACUUUAUCCCCACCUGUCUACCAAACUUCUACUCAACAGUCUAGAACCACAACUCCAGACCAAAUAAAAAAUGUUCCAUCUGGUUCAUCAGCAACAAAAUCAAAAUGUUCUGUUUCACGAUGUAUUGGUCUCGAAUUGCUAAUUUUAUUACUUCUUCUUGUGUUGGCAGCUCUCAUCAUUCCAAUUGUUGUAAUAGUAUUAGAUACUCGAUCUUCAUGUUCAACAACAUAUUCUCAAACUUUUACAGGCGGUGCUACCCCAACAACUCAGUGCACAGCAUGGAGAGUGUUCACAACUGGCUUGACAUGUUCAAGUUAUUCACUGAUGCAUAUGUAUGGUUCUAAUGAUCCAGUAGGUAUAACAGUAGAUAGUUCAUCUGUUGCUACGGCUCUGGCAUAUGCUCUACGCUAUAAUGCUACAUUUGGUAUUAGUUAUAAUGGAGUUACAUGGAAGAUUGGUUCAUGUAGUUGUUGUGGUAGUAGUGGUUGGGAAAUAACUGCAACAGGAAGUCUUUGUACUAGUCCAACUGGCUACACGAUGAGACCAUGCUAUGGUAGUUCUUGUUGGGGUGGUAUCGCUGGUGCGACAUGUAAUGCAGCAACACAAACAAUGUCUCUUCAUUUUGAAUGA